AUGCCAAAAGCCUCGACAUCCAGACCUCUACCCCAAAGAACGACCCGGUCCUACGCCUACUCUGACCGGCCACCACUCUCGCGUCGCCACACCUCUUCCUCCUCCUCUCAACUCGAUCAGGAUGACCACCCAGCUGGUUCCACGGCUAUAGCACUCGUUAACAUCCUGGCUUGUUUCAGAGAGUCGCCUCGCCCUUGUGUGAAUCAGGAUUUGGUCGAUAAGCUCAAACCGUUGAGGGAGGAGAGGUUCUUGCUUUACGGCAGUGAGUUUGACGCAGUGGGGAGGGAGGUGGGGGGUGGGUAAGGCAGAGGGGGUGACGCGCGUUUGCGAGGGGACUGAACUAGCAGACUUUCAUCAAGAUAGAUCCAUACUCACGAAGUCUUUGUUUCUUCAGGUGCUCAUCCAAAAGCCAUCUCUUACGCCACGGCUAUCAGCGUCAUCAUCGGCACACCUUGGAAAAUCCGGACGGCCGAGCAGGCCAGAUCUUUGCCCAAAGUCAGUCUUUCAACAUGAAUGUGAGAGUGAAGACGCUCGUGAUCCAACCGUUGUGAGCUUCCUCCCCAGGUCGGCGAAAAAAUCGUAGCCAAGAUUGAAGAAUACCUCCGCACGGGCGAGAUCGACGAUGCAGGUGAGUCCCUGUCCUCACCACAAGUUCGUCGUUCCUGGGUGAGGAUUAAACGACUUUGCUGUUGCUGUCGGAAAUCACAGUGCGAGCGGGAAAUAACUCGAAAGCUCUGGCUUUGAAGGACAUGUCGGCAGUUCAUGGAGUUGGUCAGUCGUGGGAAGCGGACGCCGGAAGCCAUGACCUUUAAUCACGCUCUGAACAUUCCGCUCGUAUUUUACAGGCCAUGUCAUGGCGAACAGCCUCUACACCAAGGGACUGCGGUCUCUCCAAGAGAUGCGUGAUUCAAAACAAUGGGAAAAGGAAUUCCAAUGGCAUGACGAUAUCCAACAAAAGUCCGUUCUUGAUUGGGCCUUUAGCGAAAACUCGGUCGGAUUGACCCAUUCGAGCUUUUCAUCCGGAACAGAAUGCCGCGGCAUGAAGUCAAGUCGAUCCAUGAAUUUAUCAAAAUCCAGAUCGAAAAGGUCGAGCCGGGAGCGACGACUUUGUUAUGCGGAGGGUCAGUCCUGAACGCGUUUCAACUAGUAUCCUGACGCGUCCGCUUACUCACGACGAACGCUCGUUUUGAUCGCGACAGCUACCGUCGAGGCAAAGAGCUCUCGAACGACGUCGACAUCCUCAUCACUUACGCCGAGAACGACGGCAAAGAACGUGGUGUCCUAGCCAGGCUCGUAGAGCGACUACGCGUAAAGGGUCCGAUCUUUAUCCCAAGACCCCUAUCUCCCAAACCUCUCUUCUGAUGCUCCGCCCCUCUCUCCUCAGGUUUCAUACCCCCCGACGGCGUACUGUCCCUCCACACACCUGCCACAGAACGAAUCAUAACCUCCAACCGACCGGCCUCUUCCUUUGAUUCUUUGGACAAAGCCUUGAUCAUCUUUCGUCACCCAGCGAACGGGAUUACGAGGAAGAGAGAUCAUUGGAGAAGGGUCGACUUGGUCGUGGCGAGAUGGCCGCAGUGGGGGGCGGCGGUGGUGGGAUGGACGGGUGAGUGGGGGGGUUGCACACUGAAGAGAAGAAUAAGUCAUCACGGAACCGGGUUGUUGACCACUGGGCUCAUCAUUCCCACGUAGGCUCGACCCAAUUUGAACGCGAUUUACGACUGCAGGCCAAAAAAAAGUCCGUCGGGAUCUCCCAAUGCCCUUUCCAAGUGAUUGGACUGAUCGAGCCCCUCUUGCCUCUCUCAGGAAUCUUAAGUUUGAUUCGGGUGGGAUACAUUCUCGUCUGACGGGGGAGGUGAUCCGAGCCGCCACGGAGGAGGACGUCUUCAAAGUGCUCGGUGUGCCUUACUUGCGUAUGUCAUAA
Microbotryum saponariae is the source of this 1924-nucleotide messenger RNA. The record is from the annotation of a GenBank genome assembly. NCBI's taxonomy places the organism in Eukaryota, Fungi, Basidiomycota, Microbotryomycetes, Microbotryales, Microbotryaceae.